Helianthus annuus (common sunflower) is the source of this 1069-nucleotide messenger RNA. RefSeq names its product allene oxide cyclase, chloroplastic. Gene Ontology annotation, molecular function: allene-oxide cyclase activity. The transcript is spliced from 3 exons. Lineage: Eukaryota; Viridiplantae; Streptophyta; Magnoliopsida; Asterales; Asteraceae. Bases 89 to 835 code for a protein of 248 amino acids. The record is from RefSeq and is a predicted model, not a curated record. Gene Ontology annotation, biological process: jasmonic acid biosynthetic process.
UACAUACACAUCUAAGUACUUGCCACAAACAUUUAAAUCACAACCACUAGUUUUAAGCCAAAAACAAAAACACAUUAUUUUUCUUCCAAUGGCUGCCGCUUCAGCUUCUCUACAAUCAAUCCCAUCAUCUGUCAAGCUGUCAUGCACCACCCGCGCCACUAGUGUCACAGCUAGUAACUGUCUGUCAUUCAAAAACUCAAUUAACCCAGUUUUCUCUCAGAAACUAGCCACCACUUCCAAGGCUUCGGAUAGCCGAAGAGGAUUUAGCGUCAAGAGUCAAAGCAACCCGACGGAGUCUUCGAGACCUACGAAAGUUCAUCAGCUGUGUGUGUAUGAGAUCAACGAAAGAGACCGUGGAAGCCCUGCGUAUCUUCGAUUGGGUCAAAAACCCGUGAAUUCCCUCGGUGAUCUUGUUCCGUUUACCAAUAAAGUAUAUAGUGCGGAUCUUCAAACAAGACUGGGGAUCACCGCCGGAAUAUGCAUUCUGAUCAAGAACAUGCCGGAGAAGAAAGGUGACCGGUACGAAGCUAUUUACAGCUUUCAUCUAGGAGACUACGGGCAAAUAUCGGUACAGGGUGCAUAUGUGACGACGGAGGACACUUAUCUUUCCGUCACCGGCGGUACCGGAAUCUUCGCCGGAGCGUACGGUCAAGUCAAGUUGCAGCAGCUGGUGUUCCCCUUUAAGUUGUUUUAUACUUUUUACUUGCAAGGUUUGUCUGCUGAUUUGCCGUCGGAGUUGUUGGUGACUCCGGUUCCGCCGUCUCCGGCGGUGGAGGCGUCGCCGGCGGCGAAAGCGGUGGAGGUUGGGGCUACUGGUCCAAACUAUUCUGAUUAAAGUGAUUAGUUGUACCUUUGGCUUUAUGAGUUGUACCUUGGUGGUAGGUAGUGUUUGUGAGUUGUACUUUUGGCUAUGUAGUUUGUACUUUGAGGGGUAAAGUUGGAAAAUUAAAGCAUUGAAUGAGCCAAUGAGGUCCAUGUAUUGAGAGUAGCUUUAUAACUUUUUUGGUCAUAAAUAAUGAAAAUAAUAAUAUUUGUUGGAUUGAUAGGGUGUACGACUUUUAAUAGAAAA